AUGGAGUCCGACAAAACAACCUUUGCCGCCCUGCUUCUGGGUCCCUGCACGCGAUCCUCCUGGGCCCUCGUCUUCCUCCUCUUCACCCUCGUCACUUUUGUCUCCCUCUACCUUCCCUCCAGGCCCGUCUGGCUCCUCGCGGUCCCGUUGCCCGGGCCCCAUCCCACAACCUGCGCGGCCUUCUUCCACCACGUUCCGCCCGGGAAGGUUGUCAAGUCCAUCGAAGACUUCGGUGGCAUCGGCGACGGCACCACUUCCAACACCGAAUCGUUCCGGAGGGCGAUUCGGUACAUGCAGCGCUUCCAGAACCGCGGUGGCUCCCAGCUGAAUAUCCCCGCAGGGACUUGGCUCACUGGCAGUUUCAAUCUCACGAGUAAUUUCACGCUUUUUCUUCAACAGGGUGCCGUUAUUCUCGCCUCACAGGACCUGAAAGAAUGGCCAAUAAUUGAGGCAUUGCCAUCUUAUGGAAGAGGGAGAGAGAGGCUUGGAGGAAGGCACAUUAGCCUUAUUCAUGGAAAUGGCAUUAGCAAUGUUGUUAUUACAGGACAAAAUGGGACAGUUGAUGGUCAAGGAAAGAUGUGGUGGGAUCUUUGGUGGAACAGAACAUUGGAGCAUACAAGAGGGCACCUCCUUGAACUAAUAAACUCGGAUAAUGUUCUCAUAUCAAACCUCACCUUUCGAAAUUCUCCAUUUUGGACCAUCCAUCCUGUUUACUGCAGAAAUGUUGUGAUAAAAGGGAUGACAAUCUUGGCUCCCCUUAAUGCCCCAAAUACUGAUGGCAUAGACCCAGACUCAAGUUCCAAUGUAUGUAUUGAAGAUAACUACAUAGAAAGUGGGGAUGAUCUUGUUGCCAUUAAGAGUGGUUGGGAUCAAUAUGGAAUCAACGUGGCCCAUCCUAGCACAAAUAUUAUAGUGAGGAGAAUAUCCGGCACUACCCCAACUUGUUCUGGAGUAGGCAUAGGUAGUGAAAUGUCUGGCGGAAUUUCAAAUAUCACAAUUGAGAAUUUGCAUGUGUGGGACUCCGCAGCUGGUGUUCGGAUAAAAUCUGACAAAGGUCGAGGAGGCUAUAUAGUCAAUGUUAGUAUAAGUGAUAUAAGAAUGGAGAGAGUCAAGAUACCCAUUAGGUUCAGUAGAGGUUCAAAUGACCACCCUGAUGAUGGGUGGGAUCCAAAAGCUGUUCCUACAUUCAAAGAUAUUUUGAUCAGUAAUGUGGUCAGUGUAAAUUCUACAAAAGCUCCAAUUUUGGAAGGUGUAGAGGGUUCAUCAUUUGAAGGUUUAUGCUUCAAAAACAUUACCCUGCAUGGUGUAGCCUUAUCCACAAGAUGGCGUUGUGAAUAUGUCUCUGGUUUUGCCACCGAGGUUUUCCCUGUUCCUUGUGUCGAGUUGCGGAACAAUAGCUAUUCAUCGCGGUGUUCACCUUCCUGA
Messenger RNA from Sphenostylis stenocarpa, 1425 nucleotides. The record is from the annotation of a GenBank genome assembly. Lineage: Eukaryota; Viridiplantae; Streptophyta; Magnoliopsida; Fabales; Fabaceae.